CUAACCUAGACUGCUACAGAUAGCCCGCAAUACACUCUGACCUAGUUUGUCUGGCAGUUGGUCUUUGACAACAUCUUUGACGACAUCGCGCUUGAGGCAAACUCUUGCGUGCAACUGUUAUGUUGUCCAGCAUCGCGCUUUGACGAAAUCGUUGUAGACUUGCCCUACUACUACCACUGCCUCCGCUACCCCGCGAAACGCGCCAACCAUGGCGUUGCCCGGCGUUCGCGGACGCGCCGUGUCGUAGACGCAAUACGGACGCAACCGGCGAUGGCGGAAAGCCGCAUGCUACACUGCGUGAUAGUAGCGUAGUUUUGAGACGUCAAGCGCGCCGAGUCGUAGACGCAUUACGGACGCAACCGGCGAUGGUGGAGAACCGCAUGUUGCCUAGCGUGUGGAGCUAACGCAGUUAGAGAGGCGCCGCGUGUGUAGAGCUCAGGCAUUUCUGUUGGCGCCGCGCCGAAUUGCAUUGCAUUUCAAGGUAGAGCUCAGGCAUUUCAAGGCAUUUCAAGGCAUUUCAAGGCAUUUCAAGGCAUUUCAAGGCAUUUCAAGGCAUUUCAAGGCAUUUCAAGGCAUUUCUGUUGGCGCCGCGUGUGUAGAGCUCAGGCAUUUCUAUUUCUGAGGCGCCUCAAAAAUAGACACUGCUCAGGCACUCCUCAGGCACUCCUCAGGCACUCCUAUUGGCGCCGCGCCGAAUUGCGCGUUUCUGGCUCGAUGAUCGCUAGCGACUCGGGAGAAUAAAUAAAAAACAUUGCGCGGAUGGCGGGGGGGAGCGGCCCGGCUCCGAUCUUCCUGGUGCUGACCGCGUUGGCGGUCGUACUCGCUAUAGUCUUCCUCCUUUUCGCGGAUGUGCUUUUGAUCGGCCUCUUUGGCCGCUCCUCACUCGAUGCAGCCACGGGAGGCUCUGCCUCCACGUCAGCAUCCACGCCAGCGUCCACGUCAGCGUCCAACGUGUCAGCCAUAUCAGAUCUUCUGCUGCAGGAGGAGAAGCGGCAGCAGCAGCUGCGUCAGCAGCAGGAAGAUAAGGAGAAGCUUCCUCUCUUGACCCUCCUCGUGCUUAGUGCCAACGUUCCGGCAGCACAUGCACCUCUGAUUGUACCUCCUGCUAACGACGCUGCUGCUGUUGGUGGUGCUGGUGAUGGGGCAGCAGCAGCAGCAGCAGCACCACAGGAAUUAUCAGAGGCUUCGUCAGCAGCAGCAGGAGGAGGAGCUGGGACAGCAGAGGCAGAGGCAGGAGGGCUUGUAUCCAAAGGCGAUAGCAGCGGCAGCAGCAGCAGCAGCAGCAGCGGGAGCAGCAGCGGUAGCAGCAGCAGCAGCAGUAGCGGCAGCCACGCUGGUCUGAUUCCAGUGGUGCUCUUUCUACGGGGGAAUCCAGGGUGCAACCGGGGAAGGUACAUGCAGGCCUCCCUGCGCCAGGCGCUGCUGCUCAACACGUGGCUCAUUCUCAUUGGCCCGCGGGCUUGCAGCCAGGAAAUGGGCGAGAUGGGGGUAGAGUUGGAAGUCUAUGAAGAUUAUGAGGGUAAUUCGGGGAUAGAGGAGCGAUUUGUGACGGAGAUAGGGAAAGUUAUGGCCUACCACGUGCGGUGGUUUUUCUUAUAUGAAAUGAUGGUGCGAAGGAAUAUCUCGAGGGUGUUUUACACGGAUAAUGACGUGCUGCUGUUCGUUAAUGUCACACAGUUCGUACAAUCACACCUGCCAGAGGCGAAGCUCUCCCUGGCCAUGCGGUCCAACAGCGUGCGCAUCAGAGCAGUCAGCGGCCACGUCUCCCUCUGGUCUCAAGAGGCUCUGGCGGACUUCCUCGCCUUCUUCAUUCUCUUCUUCCAGGCAAGUGCCAGUUCUGCUGGGUCUGUUGCUAGGUGUCAACACCAGGCAAGUGCCAGUUCUGCUGGGACUGUUUCUAGGUGUCAACAUGGUGCUGCUGGGGUGGCGAUACAAACCACAUGGUCCGUAUUCCUUCUGACACCCUCAUUCCUUUGAGGCACCAUCUCCUGCCCUUUGGGCCCCCCUAUGCAGCAACCAGUGGCGGGUGGAAGGGCCGGAGACUCCGAUUUUUGCCUUCCUUGUUAACUUACAACCACAUGGUGCUGGUGGGGUGGUGCGUCCUUCAUUCCCCCUCUCGCACUCAACCCUGCUCACCAUCUCUAUUUCUAUUUCUGAUUUCUGAAACCCUGCUCACCACCUCUUGCCCUUGGGUCCCCCUAUGUAGCAAGCGGUGGCGGGAGGAAAGCCAGGAGACCCGUCUCUCCCCUCCCAGCGGGCAUACAACGACAUGGUGCUGCUGGGGUGGUAUGUCAGCCACACGUGCUGGACCUCUGCGCCCGACCAACUGCCUAAAACUUGCAAAGACAAGGAGAAGUCUUCUCAGUACCCGCGCCUGCACGGCAAGUUCACUCCGGCCUUCAAGGCCGUGUCCCUGUGCGCUCCAAGGCAGUGCCAAGCCACCGCUUGGAGCGAUCCUGGCUGGUGCGCCUUUGACAACAACUUCUCCCUCACUGGCAAGAGGAAGAAGUUUCACUUCUGCCCGAAGCAAGCCAUGAAGAUUCCGACUUCAGUGCACUACGAGUAUUUUAAACCCUUUGUGGGCAGGCAGCAGAACAAAGGGGAGAGUGUACAGUUUCUGGCUGUACACUUUCAGGGUAGGAAGAAAGCACAACUAAAGGACGAGGAUCCUUGUGUAACAUGGGGCUCUAGCAGGGACUGAAAAUGCUUAUGCUAUCACUUGUCACAAUCCAUACAUAGGUAUUCGCUUUUCCUUCUACCGGUACAUCUCUUUUAUGUCUAUAAGCUGUAUUCUCUA
Molecule: messenger RNA, 2797 nt
Organism: Closterium sp. NIES-67
Lineage: Eukaryota; Viridiplantae; Streptophyta; Zygnematophyceae; Desmidiales; Closteriaceae
Source: the annotation of a GenBank genome assembly